Molecule: messenger RNA, 486 nt
Organism: Protopolystoma xenopodis
Lineage: Eukaryota; Metazoa; Platyhelminthes; Monogenea; Polystomatidea; Polystomatidae
Source: the annotation of a GenBank genome assembly
AUGAGACAAACCGAUGGCUUCGGCAGGAGGGCGGGAAUGUGGACAUGGUUGCGCCUCCUGACGCGGAACGACGUAAAGGUCCGUCUGGAUGCGGAAACUGUACCGCGGCUGCAAAGAGACUGGCAUGUACGACGUGAAAGUGUGCACUUACCGCAUGUGAAGCAGAAUGUGAAUGUACCGAGCCGACGAUGGAACAACUUAAAUAGAGCCGGAUUGUCCGCGAAUGUUUUGCUUCGCGACAUGCGAAAAAGCGAAGAUUCACAAGCGGAAGUCUGGCAGACCAACUGCCCGCAUCGCUUCACACAAACGCACGCUUCCUCGUUGUCUGUCCCUUUGGCUGUCGGAACGACAAACCGAGGCUGCUCACGCCCCAGUUGGCAGAUGAUACUUUUCUGCUCUGCCGGAAGUGGAGUCAGGUUGGUUGAGAAACGAGGAGUCGAACAGCGCAGAUCGGAUCGGCCCGACGAACUGGAAAGAGGACGCUGA